This is a messenger RNA of Arvicola amphibius (Eurasian water vole), 1738 nucleotides long. It is a transcript of the gene Aadat, whose product is annotated as aminoadipate aminotransferase. Gene Ontology annotation, biological process: biosynthetic process. Bases 180 to 1457 code for a protein of 425 amino acids. The record is from RefSeq and is a predicted model, not a curated record. The transcript has 13 exons. Gene Ontology annotation, molecular function: L-kynurenine:2-oxoglutarate transaminase activity; pyridoxal phosphate binding. Lineage: Eukaryota; Metazoa; Chordata; Mammalia; Rodentia; Cricetidae.
GCUGUCUCCUGGCCCGGGCCUAUUUAGAGAGCAGACACCGAAGACAGCCGGCAGCCGGGCAGGUUGGGUAGCUUUCUGCAGCAUUCCGCAGGGCCAGCUAACUGUGCUUCCCCGGUGAGCUGGGAGGUCGUUCUAAGCGACCGUUUUAUUCCGAAUCCUGCGCCACGCGACCAACAGACAUGAACUACUCACGGUUCCUCACGGCAACCAGCAUUGCCAGAAAGCCUUCUCCCAUCAGAGCAACAGUUGAUAUCAUGAGCAAGGCACCAAAAACCUUGAUCUCUCUGGCCCCUGGAUCGCCGAACCCAAACAUGUUCCCCUUUAAGGAGGCUAGUUUCAAAGUUGGAAACGGAAACACCAUCCGAUUUGAAGAAGAGACAAUCAGAAGAGCCCUUCAAUACUCUCCAAGCUAUGGAAUUCCAGAACUUCUGUCCUGGCUAAAACAGUUGCAAGUAAAAUUGCAUAAUCCUCCCACUGUCCACUACCCACCCAAUCAAGGACAGAUGGACCUCUGCAUCACCUCCGGGUGCCAGGACGGUCUCUGUAAGGCAUUUGAAAUGCUCAUCAACCCUGGAGACACUAUCCUCGUAAACGAACCUUUGUUUCCCGGAACCCUUUAUGCUAUGAAACCAUUGGGUGGCAACAUUAUUAACGUCCCCAGUGAUGAGCAUGGGAUUAUUCCAGAGGGUCUCAGAAAAAUACUUUCCCGAUGGAAUCCAGAAGAUGCCAAGGACCCCACGAAAAAGACUCCAAAAUUUCUUUAUACUGUCCCAAAUGGCAACAACCCUACAGGCAACUCUUUGACAAAUGCCCGCAAGAAGGAAAUCUAUGAGCUUGCAAGAAAAUAUGAUUUCCUCAUAAUAGAAGAUGAUCCUUACUACUUUCUCCAGUUUAACAAGCCCUGGGUACCAACCUUUCUCUCCAUGGAUGUGGAUGGGCGUGUGAUCAGAGCUGACACCUUCUCAAAGAUCAUCUCCUCUGGGCUGAGAGUAGGGUUUAUGACGGGCCCCAAGUCCUUGAUAGAGAGGAUUGUUUUGCACACACAAGUCUCAUCGCUGCAUCCCUGUACUCUCUCACAGCUCAUGAUAUCACAGCUUCUAUACCAAUGGGGAGAAGACGGCUUCCUGGCUCAUAUUGACAGAACUAUUGAUUUCUACAGGGACCAGAGGAGUGCGAUAUUGGCAGCUGCAGACAAGUGGUUAAGUGGUUUGGCAGAAUGGCAUGCUCCCAACGCCGGGAUGUUUCUGUGGAUUAAAGUGAAGGGGAUCUCUGAUACAAAAGAACUGAUUGAAAAGAAGGCUCUUAAAAAAGAGGUCUUAUUUGUUCCUGGCAAUGGCUUCUUCAUCGACAGCUCAGCCCCCACUUCCUUCUUCAGAGCCUCCUUCUCUCUGGUCACUCCAGAGCAGAUGGACAUUGCCUUCCAGAGAUUGGCCCAACUCAUAAAAGAGUCUUUAUGAAGAAAUCAGAUUAGGAAUUAUAUCAUAAUUUUUAAAUAUAUUAUUUCCAUACUUUGUUGAAGAAUGGGUGUUCCUGUUUGACUGACAGAAUGGAUCCAGAUCAUGAAACGCGGUGCAUCUGUGCAUCUGUAGCAAUAUAACUGAACAACUUUGAAGUGCAAGAAUGUUUUUCUGAUCUCCGUUUGCCUUUUAAUUAAUUUUCAACUCACAAAAGAUUAAAUUUUGUUGUAAAGAACACUAUAGCUGUUUCAUAAUUUCCAAUAAAUUUUCCUUGAAAUUAA